UUCCAUUCAGUCACAAAAAAGAUUUGAGUUGGUGAAACUUAAUUGGACAUUUAGGUAAAAAGUAAAAUGAAAAUUUUAUCGCUGUUUGCUGUCAUUUGUCUGGGUGUGGUCGAUAUUAGAUUUGUUGUCGCGUCCCCAACAAGACAGCUAAAUGGUGGAAAGGUGGUAAACGGCCAGGAUGCUAUACCAGGGUCGCACCCACACCAGGUCACACUUCAGUGGUACCUUUUUGGUUCAUGGUUCCACAUUUGCGGAGGAUCUGUCAUUGAUGACCUCUUUGUACUGACUGCGGCACACUGUGUGGAUUUUGCACCUGCAGAGCAAUUCCGGGUUGUCGUCAACGACCAUAACCUGUACAACACAGACGGAGAUGAACAAUUCAUCGGAAUUCAAAGAAUAUAUACACAUGAAAAGUGGCUGCCUGGACAGGACUAUGACUAUAAGCUGUACCCUAAUGACAUAGCCGUUCUUCGAUUGGAUUCGGAGGUGCUGGACAAAACAACUAUUAUCCACAUGGCUGAUGACGAUAACGAAGACUUUACUGGUGACCUGUGUACAAUAAGUGGAUGGGGACGCAAUGAUACAAACGGGAUUGUUCCAAACACUCUACAGGAAGUCAAUAUGACGGUAAUGAAUCAGACAGACUGCAAUGCGUUUUGGAAAGACAUUUUCCCAGAUGCAAUGUUAGACAUAUUCCAAGGACAGAUCUGUAUAUUUUCAGGCGAGGACCCUGAAUCUGGCGCGUCUGCUUGCAGUGGUGACAGUGGCGGCCCGAUGGUUUGUAACGGCGUACUGGCAGGUGUCACCUCAUGGGGUGUACAAGGGUGCCGUGACCCGGUCACCAGGGAAUUCCGGCCAAGUGUUUAUGUCAGGGUCUCGUACUACUAUCCCUGGAUUCAAAAUGUACAAAAUCUAUACCAAAUAGGAAGGGGAUAGAUACAGUCUAAGCCGUGCAUUUAGUUCAUAUGUAUAAUCAUGUGCCUGAUAGUUUGCAUACACUACAUACCUGUUGAUUUUAUAUAUGCAUGUUGCAAUCAAAUUUCGCCUCAUUUCGGUAUUUCCCAAUUUGUGAGCUUGUUACCUCUGUGAAUCACACAGAAGAGAAGAGAAGAGAACAGAAGAGAACAGAACAGAACAGAAUGUUUAUAAUACCAAACUAGAUAUGCAACAAUGUGGGAUUUUUUUCUUUCCCUUGAUGUUUGUGUGUAGGGUGUUUGCUCUGUAAAGUAAUCCUUAAUGUAUAUUAGUUAUGAAUAUGUACAUAUUUUUCUCUUUAUUUCUGUCCAGUCCAAAUACAUAGGUCUGUGACUAAUUUAUUAGGAUGUAGUCUGAGCAAACAAGAGACAAACAUUCCAUCUGUAAUGGCAUAAGGGUGCCACUGCAAAACCUCACCAAACUUUCCCUGAAAACUUGGACAAAAAAAACGUUUAUCAGAAUAAGUUCCUAAACGUUAGAAUUUCCCCUACCCAUUCGCACGCACGCACGCACGCACACACACUAUACUCAAAGUUUACACCUUUGACUCCCCUCCCCAUUUCUAAAAUUUAUAAAAAAAUCUUUUCUUUGUCAAUAUUUUUUGUUCACAAAAGUGAAUAUGAAACAAGAUUUGUUUUCAUUUGUACCCAUUAUUGUAAUG
Molecule: messenger RNA, 1636 nt
Organism: Mercenaria mercenaria
Lineage: Eukaryota; Metazoa; Mollusca; Bivalvia; Venerida; Veneridae
Product: trypsin-2-like
Exons: 6
Coding region: 67-936 (289 amino acids)
Biological process (GO): proteolysis
Molecular function (GO): serine-type endopeptidase activity
Source: RefSeq, a predicted model, not a curated record